This is a messenger RNA of Spea bombifrons (plains spadefoot toad), 1117 nucleotides long. It is a transcript of the gene RPL7L1, whose product is annotated as ribosomal protein L7 like 1. Gene Ontology annotation, biological process: maturation of LSU-rRNA from tricistronic rRNA transcript (SSU-rRNA, 5.8S rRNA, LSU-rRNA). Bases 49 to 789 code for a protein of 246 amino acids. The record is from RefSeq and is a predicted model, not a curated record. Lineage: Eukaryota; Metazoa; Chordata; Amphibia; Anura; Pelobatidae. Gene Ontology annotation, molecular function: structural constituent of ribosome; RNA binding. The transcript is spliced from 7 exons. Gene Ontology annotation, cellular component: cytosolic large ribosomal subunit.
CGGAAGUGACCUAAAAGCUCUUCCUGUUUGGCCUGUAUCUGGAGCAACAUGGAGGGGACGGAAUCUCGGAAGCUGCCCCGGGUCCCCGAGAAUUUACUGAAGAAAAGGAAGAGGUAUCAGGGUCUGAAAGCGGCUGAAGCCAAGAGAGCGCUGCUGGAGAAGCGGAAGGUACACGCCGGGAAGCAGAUCAAGUUCAAACGACUGGAGACCUUUGUCCGAAACUCGCGGAGGAAGUUACGAGAUGACUCGCGCCUGCGCAGGAUGGAGAUUUACCAGAAGAAAGUACCCAACGUGGCCAAUCAGAAGCUGGCGUUUGUUGUGCGCAUCGCGGAUAUUGAAGGCGUCAACCACCAAGUGCUGCGCAUCCUCGGGACGCUGCGCCUGGACAAGAUAUUCUCUGGAGUGUUUGUAAAGUUAAACCAGUCGGCGUUGAAGAUGCUGCAGGUGGUGGAGCCGUACGUGGCGUGGGGAUUUCCCAACCUGAAGUCUGUGAGGGAGCUGAUCCUGAAGCGAGGCCAGGGAAUGGUGGACGGGAAGAAGGUGGCGCUUACUGACAACGCACUGAUCGAGGAGCGAUUGGGGCAGUUUGGGGUCAUCUGCUUGGAGGAUCUGAUCCAUGAGAUGUACACGGCAGGAAGACAUUUCUCAGCCGUUAACGGCUUCCUCUGCCCGUUCAAGCUGUCUGUGGCCAGACACGCCGCCGUCAACAAGAAAGGAUACCGCAACGAGGUGGGCGACCCCGGGAACCGAGGGGCCGACAUAAACCAGCUCAUCCGACAGCUCAAUUAAGUUCAGGCCGCUCUGGACCAGCAGCAAACCCCCUGACUUCUCCUCUUUCCGGAUGGCCGCGUUGAUGCUUGCGAGUCUCGCUGGGUCACAGUCGGUGUCUGUGUGGGGCCCUCUCCGGAUUAACGUGGCCCCUUUUGUGGUUACCGCAUGCUUUCGGAUGACAGGAUCAGACUAUGGCCGUACGCACCCUUACUCCACGCUUCACGUUCGUGUCUUGGGGCGGGAUAUUCAUGGACCGAUAAGCCUAUAGGUGGCCAGCUUUCCCUCGGAAUAAAUCCCUCUCCCCACAUGUUGUUAAUAUUUUUGGAUAAAAGAAUUUGGAGUAAAA